UCCAUUGAGUAAACCCCGCCCACGCUGUCUUGACAUUUGCUAUGCUGGAAAACUGUUCCCUGUCUAUUCCAGUGCAUGUUUUCAAACCUCAUCAUGGAAGAGUCGUCUCCACCUCUGCGAUGCUUUCAUGAAUCACACAUCUCUGAGCUUUUCAACGAUGACGGCGUGCAAACGGUGACUUCAAAAGAACAGAGAAAAGUUGAAUGCAGUAUUCAAGAGGUAUACAGUGUUUACCAACAAAUUCACACCUCACCACAGCCCGCUUUACUGAGGGAACAACACUAUCAUUAUCUGAAGAAAGGGUUACGCCAUCUAUCUGACACAUAUGAGUGUUUGGAUGCCAGCCGGCCUUGGCUCUGCUAUUGGAUCCUGCAUAGUCUGGAGCUGCUAGAGGAGCCUGUGCCGCCAGCUGUUACCUCUGAUGUGUGCCAGUUUCUGGCCAGAUGUCAGAGCCCGACGGGUGGCUUUGGUGGAGGUCCGGGUCAGCACUCUCACCUGGCACCCACCUAUGCGGCUGUCAACGCCCUUUGCAUUCUGGGUACAGAGGAGGCAUACAAAGUCAUCAACAGAGAGAAGCUCCUGGACUUCCUGUACUCUGUGAGGCAGCCAGAUGGCUCCUUUGUGAUGCAUGUGGGUGGGGAGGUGGACGUCAGGAGUGCAUAUUGUGCAGCUUCUGUGGCUUCACUCACUAAUAUCAUCACUCCCACCUUGUUUAAUGAGACGCACACUUGGAUACUCAGCUGUCAGAACUGGGAGGGCGGUUUAGGUGGAGUGCCAGGACUUGAGGCACAUGGUGGCUACACCUUCUGUGGUACUGCUGCCCUAGUCAUACUGGGCAAAGAACACAUGCUGGAUCUCAAAGCCUUGUUACGCUGGGUAACCAGCAGACAAAUGCGUUUUGAAGGUGGAUUUCAAGGCCGCUGUAACAAGCUGGUGGAUGGGUGUUACUCCUUCUGGCAAGCAGGACUAUUACCAUUACUCCACAGGGCUCUUUUUAAAGAAGGAGACUCAACGCUGAGUUUGAGUAGCUGGAUGUUUGAGAGAAAGGCCCUGCAGGAAUACAUCCUCCUCUGCUGCCAGAAUCCUGCUGGAGGCCUUCUGGACAAACCGGGCAAGUCUAGAGAUUUCUACCACACAUGCUACUGUCUGAGUGGACUCUCAAUUGCACAGCAUUUCGGAAACAAAGACCUCCAUAAUGAGCUGAUCCUCGGUCGAGACGAGAACAGGCUGGCACCAACUCAUCCAGUUUACAACAUCUGUCCAGAGAAGGUCUGCCAGGCGAUUCAACAUUUCCACACGUUACCUGUUCCACUUCAGACGGGAGCUACAGCAAAUGAGAUGGAACAGUCAUAGACUUUUCUCUUUUUUUUUUUUAAUUGUAAAAUGUUUGGGGAUUUGAUCUAGCUUGACCUAACGCAGAGACUUCUUCUGUAAAUGCUGUAGCCAAAUGUCCUUUGCUGGUCUGUAAGCAUCUACAGGUGGGGAAACACUCCGCGGGCCUGACAUACUACAGCUUCAGCAUGGGGUUGUAGGUUUUAGCUAGGGACAAUGGUAGAGACUGACUAGGCAAGGUGUUUUUCAUGCACCAGUCAUUGAUAUUUUAUUGCACAUACCAGCUUAUUUUGGGCUUUUGCAAACGUUUCCCAAAGUGCAUGUGGCAGUAGGUUCUGGACCGAAAUAAAGACUUGGAUGAAGGUGUGUUUUUAUUUUUCGGUUGGUGUAUUAUCUAUAUUCACCAUGGGCAAUCCAUUAUUUGACUUUUAUUUCUGUCAUCUCUAAUUAAUGAGUGCUAUUUGACAUAAAACAAAAAACUGUCAAAUAUAUGGAAAUAGUCUUGGUACAACAAGCUCUCAGCUACUCAGUCAUGAGUACAGCGUUUACAUUUUGUAAUUUUUUUGUCACCUUUGCUGUUUAAUGAGCAUUACAAUUGUUUUCAAUAAUUCAAUCAUCAUACUUUUAAUCUGAAUAUGCUGGUAUGAAGUAUCAAAACAGAAUGGCAUUUCAUCUUAUUACAUUAAAGGACCAGUUUGUCCAGUUUGUUUACCCACUCUCAUGUCUUUUCAAACCGUAUGACUUUUUUUUUUUGUGGGACAGCAUGAUGACAUUGGUGUCCAUCAAUUAAAGUGAAUGAGGAAUGAG
Molecule: messenger RNA, 2139 nt
Organism: Pimephales promelas (fathead minnow)
Lineage: Eukaryota; Metazoa; Chordata; Actinopteri; Cypriniformes; Leuciscidae
Gene: fntb
Product: farnesyltransferase, CAAX box, subunit beta
Biological process (GO): protein farnesylation
Cellular component (GO): protein farnesyltransferase complex
Molecular function (GO): protein farnesyltransferase activity
Source: RefSeq, a predicted model, not a curated record